This is a messenger RNA of Cornus florida, 1386 nucleotides long. RefSeq names its product GDSL esterase/lipase At5g45950. NCBI's taxonomy places the organism in Eukaryota, Viridiplantae, Streptophyta, Magnoliopsida, Cornales, Cornaceae. Gene Ontology annotation, molecular function: hydrolase activity, acting on ester bonds. The coding region runs from base 118 to 1194 and encodes 358 amino acids. The transcript has 5 exons. The record is from RefSeq and is a predicted model, not a curated record.
UACGUUGGCCAGAGUUUAGAAACAACAACUGAACUUUGUUUCUUACUCUUAUUUGAAAACUGAGAUCAUCAAUUUCAUUUUGGAUAACAUCUAUCAAUCUAUUAAGCUGGUUCGAGAAUGGGUGUGUUGACACUGAUGGUGAUUCUCUUGGUGGCUGCAAUGUCACUCCAUGCUCGAGCCAUCGACAUUCAUGAGCUGAGAAAAGUUGCAGCUAAGGAGAAUCUAACAUGUGUGUUGGUGUUUGGAGACUCCAGCGUCGAUCCCGGCAACAAUAACCAUCUGGCACUGGCUCCCAAGAGCAAUUUCCAACCUUAUGGGAGGGAUUUCUUGAACGGUAGUCGCCCAAAUGGAAGGUUCACUGAUGGGAGACUUGCCACAGACUUCAUUGCUGAGGCAUUGGGUUAUACAAACAUAAUUCGACCCUAUCUGGACCCAUAUAUAAAGAAGGCAGAUCUGUUGCAUGGUGUUAGUUUUGCAUCAGCUGGUUCGGGAUAUGAUGAGUUCACCGCCAUUAACAUCUCGAAAGCGUUAUCUGUUUCCCAACAACUGAAGUAUUUCAUGAAGUACAAGCUGCGGUUGAAACAAUUGAUGGGUGAGAAGAAGGUAGAAAAAUUCAUUGGAAAUGCCAUAUUUAUUAUAAGUAUGGGAACCAAUGAUUUUCUGCAAAAUUAUUACAUCGACCCUUUUCGCUCCACUCAAUUCACCAUCGAACAGUACCAGAAUUACUUGAUCUCUUGCAUGUUUCGUUACGUCAAGGCAAUGCAUACACUUGGAGCAAGGAGAUUGGCAAUUGUGGGGGUGCCACCUUUCGGGUGCAUGCCACUUGUCAAGACACUAAAGGACGAGAUUAAAUGUGACGAUGACUACAACCAAGUGGCCCUCUCCUUCAAUUCUAAGAUCCAAGCAAAUUUGGAAACCAUAAAGGCUACAUUAGGCAUUAAAAAUGCCUAUAUAGAUAUAUACCACAUCAUUGAGAGGGCAAUACAGAACCCCAAGAAAUAUGGUAUUGUAGACACAACAAAGGGGUGUUGUGGGUCAGGAACAUAUGAAUAUGGGGAUACAUGCAAGGGUUUGAGUACAUGUGCUGAUCCUACUAAAUAUGUAUUCUGGGAUGCAGUUCAUUUAACUGGUAAAAUGUAUAAAAUCAUUGCUGAUGAGGCUUUGGAUGAAGUCAGUGAGAAUGUUUUAAAUUGAGUAUUAUUUGUUCGACAAUAUCACCCUCGAUGCCUUUGUGUAUGUGCUUGUGAAAAUGUUUGAAUCAGUGGUGAUCAGAGGCAUUGCAAAAUUAUUUUUAUUAUCCACUUUAUGGAAAUUUUAUGUUCGACUCUUUUGAGAGCAUUUCACCACAUGGAUUUAUUGGAUUGAGAAUCAAAACUUUUUCUUUCA